AUGUCAGCCGUGGCCAACACGACCCCCAGCCGAGCACUCGCGCUGCUCCAGCUGCUGCUGCUUGCGGCGGUCACCUGGGCGCGGGUCGUGCCAAACAACGUACCCAUUUGCAAACGCAGUGACCCGCAGUACGAUGCCUGCGUCGUCAAGUCUGUGGAAGCCAUUACGCCUCACCUAGUCAAAGGAAUUCCUAAGAUGCGCGUACCACCGUGUGAGCCGCUGGUUAUUCCUGCCCUGGCUAUCGACAGAAACUUGGAAGCCCUCAAGGUCAGAGCUGACUUGAAGAACAUACGUAUCUAUGGCGGAACCACCUUCGUUAUUAACAAGCUCAAGACAGAUCUGCAGGGUCUAAGUCUGGAUCUGUCAGUGUCCUUCCCACACAUCUACAUGGUAUCUGACUACGACAUCGAUGGCCGCAUUCUGGUUGUUCCACUUAAGGGUCGCGGAGAGUUCCGAGGGAAUUUCACGGAUGUAAAAGGUGACAUCCAAGGAAAAGGAAUGUUGGUGAACAUAUCAGGAAAGCAAUAUCUGCAAGUGCAGAAAUUAACUGCCAGUGCAGAUGUGAAGGAUGCUGUUCCUCAGAUAAUCAACAAGGAUAAGAGCACAGAAGCUAUCACAAAUACUGCCAGCAACUUUAUCAACGAGAACAAGAGACAAGUGUUUCAGAUUAUUAAACCCUUGGUUGAUGACACUUUGGCUGCUGUGCUGACAGAAUUUGCAAACAGCAUACUGAGAACAAUGACAAUAGAUGAGAUUCUACCAGAUUAAAGGAGAAAAAAAAUACUUAUUUCAUCACAUCAACUUAAUGAAUGUAAAUGUUAUACUUCAUUUGAUUUCAUGUACAAAGCUACAUGCGUGUGAAAAGUUUUUAAAACAUUAUAUUAAUGGUGCUUCAAAAACCUAUAGAAGGUACAUUAUUAUCUUUAAAAAUGUCAUAUGUAUAUUCAUGUACCUUACAGUUAGCUGCCCAUAUAAAUCAUUAAAUAAAAAAGCUCAGAGUGUCUUACGUAACAAUUUUUUAGUUUAAAAAUAUUGAUGAACUGCAGUGUGUGUGUGUGUGUGUGUGUGUGUGUAUUUUCUCCAAUCUCUUCUCCUAAACCACUGGGCCUGUUUCAACCAAACUUGGUUCACACACCCCUUACUGGGAUAAAAACCACCUACCUAACAUACUGUAGUUCAGGAGACACGUCAUAAACAAUGAGAUGCUUGAAAAAUUG
Schistocerca cancellata (South American locust) is the source of this 1217-nucleotide messenger RNA. RefSeq names its product circadian clock-controlled protein daywake-like. The record is from RefSeq and is a predicted model, not a curated record. The coding region runs from base 1 to 768 and encodes 255 amino acids. NCBI's taxonomy places the organism in Eukaryota, Metazoa, Arthropoda, Insecta, Orthoptera, Acrididae. The transcript is spliced from 6 exons.